Molecule: messenger RNA, 1165 nt
Organism: Effrenium voratum
Lineage: Eukaryota; Dinophyceae; Suessiales; Symbiodiniaceae
Source: the annotation of a GenBank genome assembly
UGUCCCGGUUCCAACGUGGUGCCAAGAGUAUUUGUGGCUCCGCUUUUGCUGCGCGCAUCCGCGCUGAAGGUCGCGAUGUCGGAAGGGGGGCGGUGGCUUUGCAAUGAGCAGUGCUUUGCUGGCGUGUUGGCGACGACCUUGACGGCUUCGGCGCAGCUGCUGGCGAAAGUCCGGGAGACGGUGAAGAAGCACUCGAUCCCCGAAGACCAGGCAGCGCGCGCCUGGCCUGCCAAGGACCUCGAUCUCCGGGGGGAAGCGCGAUGCUCGGGGCCUCGCUGCGAGGGGCGGUGUGCCCUGAGGCUGUGCAGCGACGUGCUGCUGAUCAAACCGGGAGAGGACGGCCAGGAGAAGCUGCAGCUGCUAGGGGCGGAAGUAGAGUGUCAGGGUGCGGUGGUGACCCUAAGCAGGCCGUCGGGCACCAUGAUCACCAUGGUCUUCGACAGCGAGAAGCUCGCAGGGCAGUGGGCCACCAAGCUGGCGGUGGCCUGUGGGCACUCGGACUCCAUCGCGAAGCUCUUCAGCACCCAGCGCCGCCGCAUCGCCACGCUGGAGCAGCGCACCAAAGAGGCCCAGAUGAGUAACGAGGAGGUCGAGCGGUGCCUGAACUUUUUGUCCCGUGAGUACGUGGAGAUGCGGUAUCAGGUGCGGAAGGGCCCGACCGCGGCCCAGUCCGCGCAGUCCAAUCAGCCCGAAAAUGCUGCGCCGGUGUCCAGCGUCAAGGAGGAGGAUGAGGAGCCGAUGCUGGUGGAGGACGUGGAGGCCGUUUUGCCGGAGCCCGAGAAGGAGCCGCUGCUCUCCGCGCGGGAAAGCGCCAAGGAGGACCGGAGGAGCCCUUCCUCCGUGAGUGGGCGGCCAAAAGUGGUGUCCCCGCGGGUGGACCUCCAGGAUCGCACCCCGGUGCUCGAGGGCCUGGACCGGCGCGGGCACAAGCUCGCCAUGGCCGGCCAGCGCCGAGCGCCCGGCGCCGGAGGCGCUGACAAGAGCGCCGCCCGGCGGCGCGCGGAGCGCCCGGAGCGGGGUUAGCGGCAGAGAUCCUUCGGUGCGGCACCUCAUGACUGAAGAGGUUCUCUUUCCAACGGGCGCCCACAAAGUGGUGUGAUUUUGGUGUCCGUCUGCGGUUUGUGAUCCUCAGCCAUGGAGCCCGGGCGCUUCCUUGUUCUUGGCA